Molecule: messenger RNA, 2210 nt
Organism: Drosophila mauritiana
Lineage: Eukaryota; Metazoa; Arthropoda; Insecta; Diptera; Drosophilidae
Exons: 4
Coding region: 344-2188 (614 amino acids)
Source: RefSeq, a predicted model, not a curated record
AGAACAGCAACAACAACAGCUGCUAGUAGAUAUAUAUAUAUAUAAAAAAAACCGUACAUCAUUUAUGUAAAACUUACAUACAUUUUUUGUCGAGGCACCCAAGCAAAGUAAUAUUUUGCAACGUAGACUCUUAGGCGUCGCACACAAAAACAACCCAAGAACACAACAGCAACAUCUCAACAGCAACAUCUGCAACAUCAGCAACAUCUGCAACAUCAGCAACCAGAGCAACAUACAACAUCCAUCCGAAACCGCAAACAUUCAACAAUCCACCAUCGCCACCACCACGAACCACAUGAGCCUGAACAAGAUCAAGAAGCGGGACGCGAGCGACUUAUGACUGAUGCGCUCCAAGGGCAACGUCGGCGUCGGCGUUGGGGUCAACGUCGGCGUCGCCGUUGGCAGCGGCAGCCGGUACAAGGUGACGGCCCGCUGUGUGCCCGAAGUGAGCAUCACGUCGCCGACGACAGCAACCGGCUCCAUCCAGCCCAAGCACUUUGCCCUGCUCCGCAGUCGCUCGCAACCUUCGCCGCCGACGUCUAACAUCCUUUUCUCCACGCCAGGCGGGGCCACUCUGGUCGAAGAGGAGGAUUUCAGCUUGGCCAGCGGCAGUGGUACCGCGGUUAAGAACGUGCUUCAGCGCCAGCUGGCCACCACAGUUCAGCAGGAGGAUCCGGACCUGGAGCAUUCCGCGCAGGAGCAGCACACCAAGUUGUCCGAGCCGGCGGAACCGCCCAAUGAGCUAACGCCGUUGGUGGAGGAGCCCGGUUCUGUAGCGCCAACCACAUCGAGCCAGCGUUAUAGCCACAACUCCAAGACCACCCGCUCGUGGCCAGUCAUCUACCGGAAUCCACAUCACUGCGACUACGAGGCCUUGUACGUGCAACAGCAGCAGCAGCAACAGCAGAGCUUCAAGCAGAACUGCUACUCGAAUCAGUUUAAGCAGUCCAUCGUCUACUCCAGCAGCAAUGAGGAGUUGCCCGGCGGCGAGCCUGUAGCCUCGAGUUCCGCCGAUAACCGCCAGACGACGUGCUACUACUUUGCACCCAGCCGGCACAACAGCAUUUAUGAGCACCCCUCCUCGGUGGUUGGAGGAUCCCUGCAGUUCGAUAAUCCAACGACCACAGCAGCAGCGGCGGCGGCAGUCGAGAGCCUAAGGCGGAGCAACAGCAUCUUGUUGCGCCAGAACAGCUGCGCCAAGGUCAUUCAGCGUCGGGGCAGCGGUAGUGGUUCACCCAACUCACUGGGCUCCCAGAUGGAGGGUUUGGGAAUGGGCAUGGGCGGUAGGGGAGGCGGCAGCGCCUGUUGCUCCAGCUGCUGCAUGGGCCCGCCGCCGGUGCUCUUCCUGUUCGUCACUCUGCUGAUGACCACAAGCGCCACAGCCAUGCUGUGCGCCGCCAUCAUGACUGAUCACUGGGAGCACGUCACAUGGGACCGCAACAGCCUUGAUCGCUACUCCAAUCGAUCGGGACUGCAUCUGGAGUGGCUUCUCGACGACCAGGUGGCUAUGCUCAAGCCGGACAAGAGGGCAGAUCAUCGCUUUCGGCGCGACUCCGUAUUCCUGGUGCCCAUGCACGGCGGCAUCUGGACACUGUGCAUUGAUCUGCCCAUUCAGCAGCUGCAGGAACUGCGGCGCAAUCCUAAGUUCCCACGCGGUGCUCCGCCGUGUGUUAACUACCUGGCCGGCUCAAUGGAAAACGCACGUGGCGAGGAGCAGCGCAACGACUGGCAGCACAGUGAGUCACAGGUCACUCUGCAGCCGCAUCUGAGAAUGCAAAACCUCUCCAUAUCCUGCUCAUUGGUCUGCCUCAUCAUUCUGGGUAGUGCCGCCCUUGUGGGCGCCUUUGGCGUCUGCCAGCGCCAAAUCAGCGCCAUUUUAAUCACAGGAGUGAUGUACUUACUGGCGGCGCUGUUUGCCCUCUUCACGCUCAUGAUCAUUCACUUCAAGCGGCAGCAGGGACGUCCCAUGCUGGACAGCGACUACGAUGGCACGGUGGACGGAAUAGUGGCGCGACCAGGAGGCGUGGCCAUAAUGGCCAAGCCGCUGCUGGGAGCGCGCAUCUUCCUCACCUCGUGGAGCCUCGACUUGGGAUGGGGCGGUGUGGUGCUCUGCGCCAUCACCUCGGUACUGUGGAUCCUGCUCUCCAAGAUCAUGCGGUACAACCCCUUCUCGGCGCUCAUGAUUUAGCUAAACGCCUUGCCGCUCGGCG